Messenger RNA from Plasmodium vivax (malaria parasite P. vivax), 1983 nucleotides. RefSeq names its product endonuclease/exonuclease/phosphatase domain containing protein. NCBI's taxonomy places the organism in Eukaryota, Apicomplexa, Aconoidasida, Haemosporida, Plasmodiidae. Bases 1 to 1983 code for a protein of 660 amino acids. Gene Ontology annotation, molecular function: 3'-5'-RNA exonuclease activity. The record is from RefSeq and is a predicted model, not a curated record. Gene Ontology annotation, cellular component: mitochondrion. The transcript has a single exon. Gene Ontology annotation, biological process: nuclear-transcribed mRNA catabolic process, deadenylation-dependent decay.
AUGUGCGCCCCGGAGGACAGUGCGCCCGCGUGCGAUUCCGCCGCAACAAACGAAAGUAAGCAAAAGGAAGAGACCGAGGCACACUCGGAUAUCUCUACGAGCAUAAAUAAAUCUCCAGACAUGUCGAUCCACGCAAAAAAGAACGGCGAUGUGCGCGAAGAAAAGAGCCACGGUGGGCAAAGCGGCAAACCGUUCACCGUUGAGGAGCUGGAAGAGAUAAGGAAAAAUUGCAGCUACCUCAAAAUAAACGAAACGGAAAGUGACGAAUAUAGCAUAGAGCUGUACUUCCAUUUUAAGGAAUUCAAAUUGUUAAGGAAAAAAGACGAGACGGUAAAGUCCUUAAUAAAUAGGCUAAUUUUAAAUAUGAAAAAGUCGGACCGAAAAAGGAAGAAGCGGCCAAGUAAGAAGUACAGCCAAAGUGUGGAACAGCCCACGGGGAAUGACUCCACAAUAGAUAAGGAGGAGGGCCCACCAAAUGACAUCCGCUUUUUGGACAAGGAAAACAACCCUGUGGAUGAAAACUCGCUGCUGAUUAAUGUGGCGGACAAGCUAAGUUACAUCCUCAUUAAUCAGCACAGGGUGGAAGUAUUCAAUGGGCUGUAUGAUCUGAAGCAAAUUUACGUUUCCAUGGAUGUGUAUAGCGGGCACCCCAUCAUCCCGGUGAAUGCACCCAUGAAAGACCUCCAUUCGUAUGUGCACUACUGGACGUAUGCACAUGAUAAGAAGAUCCUAUCGCACGAUUUGUUUUACAAGCCAAGGAAGGAAGACACAAACAAAAGACUUCAACUCGUUAUAUAUAAUAAGAAUAACCCCUUCUUCUUCUACGUGACUAACGAAAUGGAAGUGCUGUCGAACGAAUUUGAGGAGGAGCUAAAAAGGAAAGGAGAAAGGUACCUCCAUUUUGAGAAGGUGCUAAAGACAGAUGACCCCAGCAGCGAUAACGUAAUACGCAUUUUGACCUACAACAUUCUUGCACCUAUUUAUACCAACACGAAGUACGCUCUGGAAUAUAUGUUUAAAAAUAUAGACCCCUGCUAUUUGAAAACGAAUUACAGAUCGCAUUUACUAAUUCAUGACAUCAGUUACGAUUAUGAUAUUAUUUGCCUGCAAGAGGUGAGCGAACAUCUGCAUUCCAACCUCUUCUCUGUGUACCUACAUGACGAAUUUUACUCCUCUUACAAGCCAAAGAACAGCUAUGGAAAUGACGGAUGUUCCUUAUUUGUUAAUAAAAAAAAGUUUGCCCUAAUUGAGUAUAAAAAUUAUGAAUUUAACCAAGUGGUGAAACUUCCUGAGUUGAAGGACGUGUACGAUGCAUUUAUCCAAUCGGGAAAUGACCUGGAGGAAAUCAUCAGAGAAAUUAAAACCGUUUUUCAAGUUGGCAUUUACACACAUAGGAGUAGCACAAAUGUAUUUCUCGUGGCGAACACACAUUUUUAUUUCCACAGUUUGGCUAGCCAUAUUAGAGCACUACAGUCGUAUAGCCUACUGCACAUUUUGGAAACGCUCAAAAGGGUGUAUGAACAGAAAUGCGGGAAAACGGUGUAUGUAGUGCUAAAUGGAGACUUCAACACAAAUUUCGAGUCAGAAGUUUUUUCCUUCCUCGAAGGAAAGGACAUUGAGUCAGAUUCGAACCUCUGGAUAAACUCCAAACUGUUUAAGAAGGAAUAUGACGAUUUGAAUAAAUACCCAACACUAUUUGACUUGGCAAAAAAUGGGCCUAAUAAGGAACAAAUUGUUGGCCCCCAUUUGGACAGGAAAAAAUUCCUGCCAUUAUAUUCCGCCUAUAAAAAGGGGGACAUUGCGUACACCAACUGGAAUAAUAACUUUAUUGACGUUUUGGAUUACAUCUUUUUGUCACCGGGGCUUAAGGUCAGACGGGUACUGAAGGGUAUCGACAAGGGAAUCUUCGACAAAUAUAAGGGGGUGCUAUCUCCCAUAAACCCCAGUGAUCACAUUAGCAUAGCUGCCGAGGUGGAAAUGUGA